UGCGCAUGCGGGCGUGUCUCCCGGGACUCUAGAGCUGGCGAGCCCCCCGGCACCUUCGGUAGGUUUGGCUUGCGCGGGUUUUUGCAGAUCUGGGGCGAGCUUGCACGUUAUAUCCCCGGUGCAUCUCUCCUUGCUUGCUUACGUUGCCACCACUUAGGCCUCUGUUGCAGAAAUCGCCUCACACUCUUAAGGGCCGCGGAAUCGGGAAGACCUUUCUGACAGAUUGGCACACUUUUGGCAGAUCCGCGUGCACAAGUUGGACGGAGACGCGUAGGUUUCAUUUUCCCCAGCCCUGCAGCUUCUCUUUGGCCCUGUGAGCUUCUCAGGACAGGCCUCCCCAGCCUCCAUCCGGAAGGCGAGGGACAAAAACUCAGAAAAGCAAUUACUCCUCCCUGGUGAGGCUUCUAGAGGAGUAUUAAUAACGACACGAUUCCACUUGCAGCCCUGUAGAGAUCGGUUUCUCAGUCUUCCCUUACAGUUGUGAUCUUAACGCUCCCGUGUUGUUUAAGUGCCACAAUGAGUGACCGCUAUCUAGAACAAAGGAUUAGUAUCAAAUUUUGCGUCAAAUUGAACAAGUCUGCAAGUGAGACCCACCACCUUUUAAAAGAAGCUUAUGGGGAUGAAGUCAUGUCCAGGGCCAGAGUUUUCGACUGGCACAAAAGGUUUAAAGAAGGGCGGGAAGAUGUUAGAGAUGACGCCCGAAGUGGCCGUCCAGUCACCCACCGGACGGAUGAAAAUAUUCAGAAGGUCAAGGACUUGGUUUGUUCAAACCGGCGGUUGACGGUGAGGAUGAUGGCCGAAGAGUUAAAUUUAGAUAAAGAAACUGUUAGGCUCAUUCUGAAAGAAAACUUGAAUAUGAGAAAAGUGUCUGCAAAAGUUGUAACAGGUAUUCUGAAGGACGAACCUAAGCCUGGGAAACUUGACUGUCGGUCUGAUCUCUCAAAGGAAACUAGGAAAAAUUGCUCAUGUGUAGGGAAAAAGAUGACAAGUUCUGAAACAUGGACCCAUCUCCAAUGUGAAGCUGGUGGGCAAAUACCUCUGCCUGUAUCUCAUCCCCAGAACCACUUCCCCACCAGCCAGCUUCUACAGGUUUGCUCAUCAACAAGUCUUCCCACCAGAGCAGCUCAGGACUGGUUCACACCAUGGUGAAAGGACUGUGAGGUCACAGAGCCUGAGGUGGAAAACUGCCUCACAGUUAGGCACCUUCAUUUGGCGCUCCUCCAUUUUCAGUCUUUACUAUCCUUUCCCACAUGUCACAGCCCUCCUAGUGACUCUUGCUGGACUGCUGGGCCAUCUCCCAGUUUUGAAGAACUUGGCUGUUGACUUCUGCUCCUGGCUUGUUCUAGAACUUUUGCUUAACAAGUUCGAAUCUCCUUGCUGCCCAGACCUUAGCUGUGGUGGCUCUCCUGGUCCUGGGUUCUCAGCAUUCUGCCUCAGGGGAUCAUACCAUUAAAAGGUGGGAACUGGACCCCCUGGGGUCUUUCUGUGCUCAGGAAGGCAUAUUCUUCUGGGAGGACCCCAAAAGAAGGCCUACAGCUCCAGCCUGCUUUACAGGCAGGACCUGAGGUACGGUACAGAAGGUACAUGCCGACCUAGUGAGCAAUGCUAAGGGCAUAUCCAGCCCAAAUGACUCCAUGGGAGCCCCUCAGUAUGGAGGGGUUGCCCCCCCUAAUCUGCUCACAGACCUGUCUCUCACAGAAGAUCUGGAUUUGUUUCCUUAGUGCCAUUCUUUGCACCCCCACUCGUUUGGCUAUCUCCUCUCCUUCUCUGAAGGAGGAGGAUUUGGUCCUAGAAAAUAUAAGUGAGGAGACCCAGGUCCAAGCUGUGAUGUGUGAGGAGGAAGACUAGAGGAUACUCUAGACCUUGAAUUAAGGGAGUCUGCUGCCUAUGCACUGAUUCCCACACAGCUGCCUGUUUUCCUAAAAACGAGUUACUGAAUGAAUGCCAACACUGUCUGGUGUUUUUUGAGUACCUGAAGUUUUUAAAAUACUGCUGGGCAUUGAAAAUGUGAACUUAUAAAACAUCAUCACCACAGGGAGGGUGGACUUCCAGAUGAGAUAAUUCCAGAACUGGAUCCAUAGGAAGGGUGAGACAGGAGGCCAGGAAAUUAAGGGAAGCUUCCCAAGCAGGUGAAACAGCUUGAGGCUUCAAACCUGCAUCAGUAUGAAAAUGAUGCUGAGAUAGCAAAGUCUGGAGGAAGAUAAUAGUGUUGCAGAAGAUGAACAAUUUGGGAUAACUUGCUUCCCCUCCUCUGCCCUAACUAUGCCAUUACUUUGUAAAUUGCUUCUCCUGAGCAAUUUGAUCACUUAUUUGAUUAUCUAAUUUUUCCGUCAGACCCCCUCAAAAAAGCAGUCUGCAAGUUCGUACUCCUUUGUGUCUUUCUGCCUCUCUGCCAGGAUUUAUGCAGUGGAACUUUUCCCAAGUGGAUUCCAAGUAAUACCACAUAGACUGGAGACAUCUCAGAAAUGCCUGAUGGAGGUGCAGUGGAAGACGGUUAGAAACAGCAUUUCACAGGAAUAGCCAGUGUCUGUGUUUUACCCAAGGAUUUUCACAUGCAAAGCUCCUAUUAU
Messenger RNA from Hyaena hyaena (striped hyena), 2570 nucleotides. RefSeq names its product GVQW motif containing 3 (gene GVQW3). The transcript has a single exon. The record is from RefSeq and is a predicted model, not a curated record. Lineage: Eukaryota; Metazoa; Chordata; Mammalia; Carnivora; Hyaenidae. Bases 517 to 1149 code for a protein of 210 amino acids.